AUGAUCAAAGAUGCAGAAGCUAAGGGCCUAAUUACUCCUGGAAAGGUUUGGGGAAUUCGUUUCGAGAAUACUUAUUCUGUCCUAUUGACAACUGCUGAACUGAAAGGAUUUACUUCUACAGCUCGUGGCUACAAACUCGUAAUAGUGAUGGCAUCAUCGUAUAGUAUUGUGAGAAGGAUUGUUCUUAAAGCUUUUGGGGCUGAGUUAUACAUCACAGAUCCAGCAAAAGGUAUAGAUGGUGUGCUUCAGAAGGUCCAAGAGAUACUAGACAGGACCCCAAACAGUCAUUUUCUUCAUCAGUUUGAGAAUCCUGCCAAUACAAAUAACUUGUUCAUUAAUUUGCUAUAA
This is a messenger RNA of Solanum pennellii, 348 nucleotides long. RefSeq names its product putative inactive cysteine synthase 2. Gene Ontology annotation, molecular function: cysteine synthase activity. The record is from RefSeq and is a predicted model, not a curated record. The transcript has 2 exons. The coding region runs from base 1 to 348 and encodes 115 amino acids. Gene Ontology annotation, cellular component: cytoplasm. Lineage: Eukaryota; Viridiplantae; Streptophyta; Magnoliopsida; Solanales; Solanaceae.